GGCAGCGAUUGCGGAAGUGUCAAAGUAGUUAAGUUAGAAAGGUACACAUAAUGUGCGUGGCGAGCACUUUUAUACGCUGAGCAUUUCUCAUUGUUUUUUUUUUUCAUUCCACGUUUCUUAUCCCGUUGGGGGUGUGUGUGUGUGUAAUCUUGCCAAUAUGACAGCAUCCAAUUAUGGUCUGAUUAUGAACAUUGUUAAUAGUAUUGUGGGAGUUAGCGUACUAACAAUGCCCUUCUGCUUCAGACAGUGUGGCAUUGUCCUGGGGACCAUCUUACUUUUCGUCUGCACAUGGAUGACGCACCAGUCCUGUUUGUUCCUGGUGAAAACUGCCUGCCUAACAAAGCGCAGGACUUAUGCUGGCCUUGCUUUCCAUGCGUAUGGGAAAACAGGAAAAACUCUGGUGGAAACGAGUAUGAUUGGUCUGAUGCUGGGAACAUGUAUAGCUUUCUAUGUAGUCAUCGCUGACUUGGGGUCCAACUUUUUUGCUCGUCUUUUGGGACUUGAGGUGACUGAAGGAUUCCGUGUUCUUCUGUUGAUUUUCAUCUCCCUGUGUAUUGUUCUGCCACUGAGUCUCCAGAGGAACAUCAUGUCUUCUAUUCAGUCCUUCAGUGCUAUGGCUUUGAUCUUCUACACUUUCUUUAUGUUUGUGAUAGUGGUUUCUUCAUUCAAUCAUGGUGUUAUUAGUGGACAGUGGCUAAAAAUGGUGAGCUACUUCCGGUGGGAAGGCAUCUUCCGCUGCAUUCCUAUAUUUGGCAUGUCCUUUGCUUGUCAGUCGUUGGAUUUUUUGGCUACAUAAGUUUCCCAGAAAACAUCGCUGGCAAUGUUUUAAUGAAUUUUCCUUCCAAUCUGGUGACCGAGAUGAUCAGAGUUGGGUUUAUGAUGUCUGUUGCUGUCGGAUUCCCCAUGAUGAUUCUUCCAUGCAGGCAGGCAUUGAAUACCCUCCUUUUUGAGCAGCAGCAGAAAGAUGGAACGUUUGCUGCAGGUGGAUAUAUGCCACCUCUUCGAUUUAAGGUCAUCACACUAUCUGUAGUUUUUGGCACUAUGUUGGGAGGAAUUUUGAUUCCAAAUGUGGAAACUAUCUUAGGACUGACUGGCGCUACAAUGGGAAGCCUCAUCUGUUUUAUCUGCCCAGCCCUCAUUUAUAAGAAAAUCCAUAAGAAUGGCCUUUCUUCACAGGUUGUACUUUGGAUAGGUCUAGCUAUUCUUGUGAUUAGCACUUUCAGUACACUGUCUGUGACUACAGAACCUGCAAAAAUUGAGCCACUUCUUCCAGAGCAGCAAGAGAAAAAUGUGGAAAAGGUAGAACCUCAGCAACCCACAAUGGCUGGGCAAAAUCCAGAAGUAAAGGAGCCUGUGGAUGAACGGGACAAGCCAAAGUUAGGAAAUGACAAGGAAGCCGUUGUGGAACAACCCCAAAUAAAGGUUCCAGUAGAAGUACCGAAAGCAGAGGAAAAGCAGAAAGAGGAAGUUCAGCUUGAUCGGCCUGGCCAAGAUGUUGCACAUCCUAUUGGAGAGGCCCAUCGUCAUGAGCCUCCCGUUCCACAUGACCAGGUUAUUGUGGAUGAGGUGCAGGAUAAGGAAGAACUCGAAGAAGGCAGAUUGCCUCCUGCUAAACAGGAGAUUGACAAGGAUAACAUAUUAGGUGAUAGGCCAGCAGACAAUAAUGCAGAGCAAAAACUUGACAAUGAAGAAAAAAAACAAGAAGCUCCCGUUGAAAAUGUUAAUGAUGAUCAAGUAAAAGAAAAACCUGACAGGCCUGAUGAAGAAGCCGAAAAGCCUCUAGAUUCAGAUUUGAAACAGGGUGCGUUUCAACCUCAUAAGGAUCUUGAGCUUCCCAAAAAAGCUGAGGUACUUGAACCAGAUCAUAAUGUUGAAGAACUUCUCGGAAAGCCAGUUAUUAAGGAAGACGGUAUCAUUGGAGGUGGACAAGAAGAAAUUCGUAACCCCCCAGAAAACAUUGAUGAAAAUAUUAAACAAGAAGAGAAGGUCAUCGAUGGUGCUGCUCAACAUGUUGGAGAAAAUGGUGAGAAGAAGGCGCUACCAGAGGAAAAAAUGGAUCUACAGCCAGUAGUACAGGAACAACAGCAGCAGCAGCAAGAGCUUCCAGAAAAGAGAGCGGAAAGAAAUGCAGAUGGGGUGAAAGACGAAAUCCCAGACAGCAAACUGGAGGAUGAGAUUAAAAAGCUGGUAGCAGAAGCUGGCAAAGCAGAGAUGCUGGAUCAUGCCGUUUUACUCCAGGUUAUUAAGGAACAACAAGAACAGCAAAAGCGGCUCUUAGAUCAACAGGAAAAACUCUUAGCUGUGAUACAGGAACAGCACAAGGAAAUUCAUCAACAAGAAAAGGUCCCGGAUGUCAAAGAAAAUAUGAAUGAGGAUGUAAAUGCAGAGGAUGCAGCUGACAGUGUCAACCAUAAUGUGCUGCCAAAAGCUGAUCUUGAACUGAACAGACAGCCUGAUGAUGCUGCAGUAAAGCAAGAAUUAAGCAAAAAGAAGCUUAAUAAUGCUGGACACAUCAUUGAAGUUGGAAAUCCACAGAAUGGGCCUGAUAGUGUGGGUAAACAAGUUAUUCAGGGUGACAGUAGAAAAAAUGAACCGCUUGUACAUAAUAAAGCUGUGCCUGAGGAUGAGGCUUUAAAGGCAGGUUCUAAGCCUCAGUAUCUCGGUGAAGAGGUAAAACAACCAUCAGCUGCAGAGAGUCCAGAUGAAGUCAAAUCUGUAUUAGAGAAACUUUCUGAAUCCCAACAAAACAAUGUUCAACAUGCUCAGGCUGUUGCCAAACCCCACAUAGUUGAAAAAGAUACUCAUAAACCUAGAUUAAAGAUUCAAAAACCUGAAGUAGGUGUUGAAAAAGUACUUGAACAAGGUAGCAAAAAUGAACAGAGAGAUGUGCAUCGGCAGCAGGUUCCAGUUAUGCAGGUCCAGGAUAAUAAGAUUGACAAAGGAGUUGACAGGGUUCAGGCCAAAAGUAGUGAGCAUUUAAAAAUUGACAUUCCCAAAAAUGAACAGAGCCAAGAGAGAGGAGGUGUACCUAACCAAAGAGCUGAUAAUGAGAUGGUAAACCUGGCACAUAAACAGGUCAUGAAUGUUCAGAAAGAAUCCAGAGCCGGUGGUCAGGUUGAAAAUAAACAUGAUCUACAAAAUCAGGUUAUGAAGGAGAAUGACGCCAUUGUGGCAGGUGUGAAACAGGAAGAAAAUAACUUGGAUGUAAAAAAGCCUGUAGAAAAGUCUGCUGGAGACACUUUGAAUAAAUUAGAAUUGUCACUAAAUAGAAGAAAUGGGGAUGUAAAACCCCAGCAGGCAGGUGAAGCUGAAAAAGUGGAUAAAAUACUUGAAGAUGACAGUAGUAAACAAAACAAAGAUCCAAAGGGUGAUACUGAACUGCGCAGGAGGAAGAGAGAUCUUGCAUUAGUGCUGGAAGCACAAAAUGAACAAGAUACCCAUCUGUAUGGGCUGAACCCAGUACCAAACUUAAAGACGGAUGACUUGCGAAGUGCCUUAGAAGCACACUUAAAUCAGGCUGCAGAAGGGGCCCAGUCAUUCAUUCAAAGUAGACAGCUUAUGCAAAUUACAGACCCAGAUAAGGAGGCAUAGUUAUGGUUAAAGGGGAACUCUACCACUGGUUGCUUAGAGAACUGGUGCUACUCAACUUAUUUCCUAUAAAAGUCAUGUCUGGCUUUAAAACUCAUUGAAAACUUUUCUGUUAAUAAUACAGGAGAGAAAAAUAUGUUCCUGUCCAUUCAUUGUAAAUUAACAUUUUUUUAAAAAAAAAAAAGAGAGAACUUG
Messenger RNA from Protopterus annectens (West African lungfish), 3783 nucleotides. RefSeq names its product solute carrier family 38 member 10 (gene SLC38A10). Gene Ontology annotation, molecular function: amino acid transmembrane transporter activity. Gene Ontology annotation, biological process: amino acid transmembrane transport. Lineage: Eukaryota; Metazoa; Chordata; Ceratodontiformes; Protopteridae. The record is from RefSeq and is a predicted model, not a curated record.